Molecule: messenger RNA, 387 nt
Organism: Drosophila eugracilis
Lineage: Eukaryota; Metazoa; Arthropoda; Insecta; Diptera; Drosophilidae
Product: larval cuticle protein 65Ab1-like
Exons: 1
Coding region: 30-344 (104 amino acids)
Cellular component (GO): chitin-based extracellular matrix
Molecular function (GO): structural constituent of chitin-based larval cuticle
Source: RefSeq, a predicted model, not a curated record
CUAUCUAACAAACACCACCCAGUUCCAAUAUGAAAUUCCUAAUCGUCUUCGUCGCCCUCUUCGCCAUGGCCGUGGCCCGCCCCAACGAAGUCGGAAUCGUGAGGCAGGAUUCCGAUGUCGGACCCGAAAGUUGGAGCUCCAAUGUUGAGCUCACCGACGGAACCAAGAUCGACGAGAAGGGUCAGCUGAAGGAUAUUGGCACCGAGCACGAGGCCGCCGUCGUCCACGGAUCCUACUCAUGGGUGGAUGAGAAGACCGGAGAGAAGUUCACCGUCACCUACGUCGCCGACGAGAACGGAUUCCAGCCCCAGGGUGCUCAUUUGCCCGUGGCUCCAGUCGCCUAAAUUAUUUAAAAGACUAAAAUAAAUUGAUUGUUAAUUGCAAAAA